Molecule: messenger RNA, 5192 nt
Organism: Calidris pugnax (ruff)
Lineage: Eukaryota; Metazoa; Chordata; Aves; Charadriiformes; Scolopacidae
Gene: TMEM71
Product: transmembrane protein 71
Exons: 11
Coding region: 372-1271 (299 amino acids)
Source: RefSeq, a predicted model, not a curated record
CUGCUGUGAGGCUACUCCACAGGAAGCGUGACCUCAUUCUGCUCCGUGCCGCUGAUUGCACGGGCUGUUUUCAAAAGGCAACAGGGGACUUCACGGAGGGACCUGCCUUCCCCAAGCCCCAGGGCUCAUCUCUGCCAGGGACCCGCAGAAGGAGCACCCUCCACCUCGCUCUGAGGCUCCCGUGUUGAUGAUGAGCAACUUCUUUGCACACGUGUGUUAAUAGUGGGAUGGAUUUUCCAGGGAGAAAGGACUGGACUGCUCUUCAGAAAUGACUGAUACGUGUGAACAAAUAAAUCUAUCUUUGUAGACACUUGUGUUUGAUAAUCUAUCCUGCCUGUUACCCCAAGGUGUAUGAAACAAUACUCUUCAAGAUGUAUGGAAUAUCACAGAUGGCAUCGACACCAGGAGCAAGUUCAUCAGAGUUCAAUGGAGAACAAAAACGCAGCCUCUCACAACAGAUUUUUCCAAGUCACGCUUGUGCCCUUUUGGAUGCCAACCCUGCCUAUGAGUGUUGUUCCACAAAUCCUCUGACCAGCUCCUUCCCCACGUGUCGCCGCAGCCCUCGCCUGCUUUCUAAUGGGUAUUACCUGCUGACAGAAGAGAGUUUUCUGUCUGAUGAAGAGGGCAACGUAACACUGACACCGUCCCAGACAAGUGUUACAUAUAAAGAGAAUUUAGUUCGCAUAUUCAGGCGAAGGAAGAAAAUCCGUCGCUCUCUUGCCGGCUUGUUCAACCUCGAGGCCUCCAGCUCAUGGUUCAGCAGCACCGUCCUCAGCACCUUGGAUUCCUCCCACGUGGAUGAUCCUUGGCCUGAUGGAUGCGAUAACCUCGAAGCCAGUCAGAGCGAUAUUGGUGUUUCAGACUUUUCUUCUGAGUGUGAGAGCCCUGUGCCACAAAGGCAAACUGCAGCAGCUAAUGGAGCCUCUCUCACCGAAGAGGACGAGUUUCUUCAGCAUGGGAAACCAAUUUGGUCUCCAAAAUCCUGCUCUCCAUUUAUGAUAAAUGCCAACAAGGACACUUUGAGCACUGCAGGAUCCAGGAUAGCACGAAAUGUCCUUUCUCAGAUGGUUGCACUGAUCACAUGUUUAAUCAUAUCAAUAUGUACAAGAUAUUUUCUGGGAGGAUUGUCUGCCACUUUGUUGCUGAUAAUUUUAGUUUUUCUUUUGUCCCAAGAUGGUGCUGUGUCAUCUUUCUUCAGUCUUGACACAUCUUUCAAAACAACUAAGUUUUGCUCUUCAGCAUCAAACUACUGGAUGCCUCCUUAUGACUAACGUUACACAUUCCUGUGGAAAAAAAGAUUAAGGAAUUGUUAGUAUUCUUCCUUCAAAAUACAAUUCAUUUUAGCUUUAUUUUUAUUCUGUGAGUAAGGCUGUACUUCUUGGUUUCUAUCUGGAAACAGUCAUGCAAAACAAUUGUUGGUCUUUUAUGUCAAUGAAGUCCUAUGGCGUCCUUUGGCAUAGGGUCAUACAAGCAUUUUGAUAAUAAAUUGAUGGUGAAAAGUGUUUUGUAACCCACAUUAGAUCAGUUUUUUACAAAAAAAAAAAAUAACAAUGAGGUCUUCCUGUACUUUAUGUAUUCAUUUCUUGUAACACAUGCUGUCAAAUAUAAUGGAUUUGGAUAGUGGCUGAGUACAUGGGGUAAUAUAUCUCAGAAGCUUUUUUGCACUGCCUUUUGGCCUUUAUGCUGAGCAUUAAAAAAACAAACAAACAAACAAAAAAAACCCAGCCAGGAAAAAAAGGAAGAAAUAAAUAUUAUUGUAGGGAAAGCAGUAUUCAGAAAACCAGGAAUCAGGACGUGGAGAAGCAAUGAUGAAUCUGAAUUACCCGGAUUCACAUACAAAAAUACAAGACCUGCAGGUAUUAACUUUACUUUGGAAACACUGAGCCCUGCUUUUCAGCUUGGAUCUUUGCUACAACAGAGACUAAAUUACGCAUAGAACCUGUGGGUAGCCAAAAACUGUUAUCUUGUGACUCCAGGCUUUUAACAAUCUGCUUCUUAAAAUACCUCCCUGCGUGCCAUUUUAGCUAGGACAGUGUGGAUGUCAUCUUCCCGUGCAACAGGGAUGAUAAUGUGUGAGGAUGCUGUUGCCCACCCAAUCAUUCUAUAACCAGUGCUGCUUCUGGUCUGCUUGUCCCCUGGUGGGCUAAAAGCAAUGUUUGCACAGCCCCAGCUGGUAAAUCAGACACGAAAAUUCUGCCUGUGGAAGGUCUGGGUCUGCUGAUGAGGUACAAUCAGGCUGGCAAGGCAUAAUGACAGGGAUUUGAAAACUCUGCAGCAAAAGCACACAAGCGAAAGGUUCUGGUGGAAGAAAGAAUCAACAAAACUGGAACACCACUGUCUGUUCAACUCUGUGUCGAAGCCAAGCUCAAGCAGGUCACAGCUGUAUUUCUAGCACCAAAGAUCCUAACAAGUGAUGCAAAGAGGAAAAGGGUACUUGAAAUUAAGUUAAAAUGUAGAUUUCUCUUUCGUAGCAGACAUAUAUGCUGGUGUAUUUUGAAUAUAAGCAUCAAAAGCUCAGCAUUAAGAGCUCAACAAGGGAAGUUUCCCCCAAAUUACCAAUUUUGCAUAGUAAUUUACUGUUCCCCAGUGCAGUACAUUGACUUUAUAUGAAGACAGACCACUUGAUGUAACAAGACCAGGUUUUAUAGUUUCAACGGACAGCGAAAAUAGAAUGUUAUUCUUCAUAAAACUGAUGUAUUAUGCAACUAUAAUAGCAGUUAUAAUACUCUUCCUCAUAUUUAUUUGCAGUUAAUACACUUGAAUAAUUUUGUCAGUAUUAAAUAAUUCUACUUCUUUAUUUACUUUAACUAUGGAAACAACUGAGAGUGAAUAUCACUGGGCAAUAUAUAAAUAUUUUGUUCCCUAUUUUAUUGCUACUUAUAACAGCAAUAUAACAAUAUUGCUACUUAUACUCAUUACUAAAUGCACUUUUUAAAUUAAAGGAUUAUAAAGAUCUUUAGUGUUUAAAUAAUCUCCUGGAAGAAUAAUCUAGGAAAUUAAAUCCUAUAUUGAAAGAAAAGUCUAAGACUGCAGUUACCCUGCUGUCAUUGAAGUGAUUAUGCUGAAAACUAGAAAAACCUGAGGUCACUGUAUAGUAGUUAGUUCACUGCAAACUGCUGAAGAAAAAGCUGAUUCAACUUGCCAAAAAUUUGAUCUAAAAUGAAUUGCUAUAAUCUGUCUAUGAAUAAAUAUAAACUCUCAAUUAGAAUUGCUCUGAUCUGGAGAGAGGGAAGUUCCGGGACAAUUUGGCAAUUUGAAUUCAAGAGCUAUGAAUAACACUCUUAGGAUCUGCUAAAAUAUGCCCUCCAUGAUAUUCAUUAAUGAUGAAUUAACAAAGUUCUGUUCAGUUACCAGACUGUUUUGCUUUGGCGGUUCCCUUCCAUAUAUUCUAAUGGAGAUAAAAGCAAGAGUUGUAUUGUUUCUCUGAAAAGAGGCACAAUAGUAUGUUCAGUCCCCUUGGAUGAAAAGUUGAAGCCAGGAUCUGUCUGAUGAAAAACUAAAAAAAAAUUUUUGAACCUAAAUGUUUAAAUACAAAUUUUCAGGGGUAAUUAGUAUUGGCAGUUUCUGUUAGUAUCAAGCCUGAGAUAAUAGUAAAAUGUAACUCUAGCAAAUGAAAAUCACUUGUUGAUUAAUGAUGAACUGACACAUCUACAAACACAGAAAACAGCUAGAACUUUAGGUUUCUGUCCCCAGUGAUUAAACUUUUACUGAGCUUCAAUAUAGCACCUUAUUCAGAAAAAGAGAAUCAAAGAAGACUUUCAAGAUACAGAUUUAUAACCCCCUGUGUAUUACCUCAAACCAUUUGGCACUAUUUUUUAUCACUACACCUUUUCUUAUACUCUCUUAUUUCUUGCUGUGUUCAGCUGCAUUUCAGGGUCAUUUUCAGGGUGAUUCCAGAGUAUGUAUCACACGGAGCUUUGCAGCGGGAAUGUUUCUGUUGAAGGGAACAGCAGCAAGCGAAAUGAUAAUAUUUAUGGCAUCCCUUAUCUUAUAAUGUCCUUAGUCUGUAAGCAAGUCUGUUUUGUAUUUAUUUUGAAAGCAUUGCUUAUAGAAGCCAAACCAUACAAAGAUUAAUAUUUUUUAUUUAAAUGAGAUGGAAUAAACCACAGUGGUACAGAAUACAGGUAUGGCCAUUGAGUCCAGUACUGCAGAAUCUACUCUUUUGGUUUGUUUUUGGUUUUGUUUUUGUUUUGUUGUUUGGGUUUUUUUUGUUUUUGUGAAUUAGCUGCAGUGUUUUGAAACCUCUUUGUACAUUUUAAUCUACACUGAGCAAAACUGUUACUUCAUUUUAUAUUCUUUCUUUUUUAUGGUUUCUCAUGGUGCAUUUUUUUUUAAUCGCUGGCAUUAACUUAUCAGUGAGUUUGUUCCUGUUUUCAUUUCUUCCUGUAUUUGAGGGUAUUGUCAAUAAUGAAAAUUAUUGUUAAGAAUUGCAUAUAUUUCAAUGAAUUUGUUAUUUGUGAUCUUAUAUCCUGCCCUGUAGAUUGUGGGCACUUUGGGAAAGGAUUUAUUGGUACUUUGGUGUGAAUACAAAAACCUCAUUUUGUUACAGUUACUAAGUAACUGUUACCACCAUAAAAUAAAAUAACAAUAAUAAAUAAUAAUAAUAAUAAUAGCAACAACAACAAAAUCACACCAAUAAUAAUAAUUUAAUAAGAAAUAAAUAGAAAGAGAGUGGUUCAGGUUCUGAGUGGGUAUCAGUCAGCUGAUUUCCACUAAAGACUCUGACCUGCAGCAUCUUAGCUGCUAUGAUUUGUCCAUGGAUAUCAAUUUGCUGGGGCUGUAGCACCUUACACGAGUAUAUACUGAUGGAGUGAACACAUAUUCAAAAUAAUUCUGGUGCACUGUAAUAAUAAUACUAUAAAGCUUAUUUGUGUCAUGACAUAGAAAUAUAUUUUAUAUUGCAUUGUUUCAUACAUUUAACAAAUAAACUUUUCAUGUAUUAAAGCAGUAACAUGAAUUUCUUGAGGGAAAGCAUGGCAUAUGGGGUCAUUUUUUCUUUCUCAACUCCAUUCUCCUGUUUGUAAUGUAGCUCAUAAAAUUUCUCUGUCAUGUACAUCACUUCAUGCUAAUAAUUCGAGCUUGUGCUACUUAAAACCCUUAGUACAUAAUUUGAGUGAGAAAUAGGUGCAUGAAAAUAGCGAACACAAUAAGGUCAAUACAUGUAAAUAAAAAAUUUGCAUUUGAUUUGAAAA